Messenger RNA from Physeter macrocephalus (sperm whale), 2583 nucleotides. It is a transcript of the gene LMAN1L, whose product is annotated as lectin, mannose binding 1 like. Lineage: Eukaryota; Metazoa; Chordata; Mammalia; Artiodactyla; Physeteridae. Gene Ontology annotation, molecular function: D-mannose binding. The transcript has 14 exons. The coding region runs from base 897 to 2477 and encodes 526 amino acids. Gene Ontology annotation, cellular component: endoplasmic reticulum membrane; endoplasmic reticulum-Golgi intermediate compartment; Golgi membrane. The record is from RefSeq and is a predicted model, not a curated record. Gene Ontology annotation, biological process: endoplasmic reticulum to Golgi vesicle-mediated transport.
CUCACUACCCAGCUUUAUCAGUUAUCAGCUCAAGGUCAAUCAUGUGCCAUCUGCACCCUGUUCCCCUCAAGCUUUGGGAUAUUUGGAAGCAAAUCCUAGAUGUUACAUCAAUUCAUCCGUAAAGCUUUAGUAUGUUUCUCCAGAAGACAUAAGAAAAAAAAACAAAAAACACUACCACAAUACCAUUAUUACUCCUAAAAAUUCUAACAAGAAUUCCUUAAUUUAAUCAAAUAUCCAUUGUUCAAAUUUCCCCAAUUGUCUCAUUUUUUUCCCCCAUUUAGUUGGUUAAAAUUAGGCUCCAAACAAGGUUUAUGCAUUGCAUUUAUUUACUCUGUCUCUAAAGACUCCCUUUCUAUUUUCAUAUACUUUAUUUGUUGAGGAAACCAGGUUGCUUGGAGGCAUGAGCGUUUGGGAAUAUGGCAGAGAGCCGAGUAUCGCAGCAGGGAGAGCAGGAUAGGGAAGGAUGGGGUGGGUAGGUAAUGGCCAGACAGUGGGGACAUCCAUCUGUGGGAAGGAGGAAGGAUGUAGGGGCCCAUCCCAGGCAGGGAGGAAAGUCAGAGCUGCGGAGGGUGGCCCGGCCCAGGGACCCCUGAGGCCCCGCAGCCGCUGGGGCAGAAGGGAGGUAGAAGGAUGGCCUGAGCCAAGGAGCAGGGGCAGAGCUCAGGUUGGCAAGAGGUCGGGCUGCCCGUCAGGCUGGAGGUGAAGUGAUGGGCGGGGCCUGAGGUCGGGCCUGGAAGGAACGGGAUGUCUGUGCUGCGCAGGCAGGGAGAGGACAGUGCCAAAACCCAGCUCCUGGCCCAUCCCAGCUCCUCCCCACCUGGCCCCAUCCCAGGAGGCCCUCCCUGGCCUCCCAGCUGCAAAUCCACCCUUGGGCCCGGAUACCAGAUCCUUUCACAAUGCUGGUGGUCCGUGGCCUGGAUCCCUUGCUCUGCCUUCUCCUCCUCCUCUUUCUCCUGGACCCUCACAGCCCUGAGUGGGGCCACCCUCCUCAGCGAAGGUUUGAGUACAAGCUCAGCUUCAAAGGACCAAGGCCGGCAUUGCCUGGGGCUGGAAUACCCUUCUGGAGCCAUCACGGAGAUGCCAUCCCAGGCCUGGAGGAGGUACGGCUGGCCCCAGCCAUGCGGAACCGGAAUGGCGCCGUGUGGAGCAGGACCCCUGUCCUCUUCUCUGCCUGGGAGGUGGAAAUGCGGAUGAGGGUGACUGGGCCGGGGCGCCGGGGAGCCCAGGGCAUGGCCGUGUGGUACACCCAGGGCAGGGGCCAAGUAGGCUCUGUCCUGGGGGCGCUGGACUCGGGGGACAGCAUUGGGAUCCUCUUCGACCCCCCGGCUGAGGAUACCCAGAACAGCCCUGCCAUCCGUGUGCUGGCCAGUGAUGGGCACACCCCCUACGAGGCGCUUGGGGAUGGAGCCAGCCGGGUGCUGGGGUCCUGCCACCAGGACUUCCGGAACUGGCCUUACCCCUUCAGAGCACGGAUCACCUACUGGGGGCAGAAGCUGCGUGUGUCCUUGAACAGUGACCUUACUCCCAGCGACCCGGAUGAGGUCUGUGUCGAUGUGGGGCCCCUGCUUUGGGCCCCUGGAGGUUUCUUUGGGGUCUCGGCAGCCACCAGCACCCUAGCAGAUGACCAUGAUGUCCUGUCCUUCCUGACCUUCAGUCUGCGUGAGCCGGGUGCAGAGCCUCCUCCGCAGCCCUUCCUGGAGACAGAGCAGCUCUGCCUGGCAAGGCAGCUGGAAGGGCUGCGGGCAAGGCUGGCCCUGGGCACCAAGGAGGACAUGAUUCCAAAGCCGAACUGUGAAGUCCAGGAAGAGGGGGAAAGACGCUUUGACCUGGAGGAGACACUGCACAGACACAGCCAGAUCCUGCAGGCUCUCCAGGGUCUCUCCAAACACUUGGCACAGGCUGAGAGGCAAUGGAAGAAGCAGCUGGUGUCCCCAGGCCAGGCCAGGCCGGAGGGAGCCUGGGCCCAGGACUCCCCCUGCCAGGUUCUACCCACCCCUGAGAGAGGUGGCCAACUCUCCAGGUCACUUGACUCAGCUAAGGUCAGUGCCCUACUCCGUGGACAGCGGACUCUGCUCCAAGACCUGCAAGAGAUGAGGGAUGCAGCUGCUCACAUGGCCGCAAGAGCCCAGGCCUUCUAUCUGCCUGUGGGCACCAAGCAUCAUUUCUUAGAGCUGGCCCAGAUCCUGAGCCUUCUGCAGAAGGACCUGCGGGGUCCAGUGAAAGCGGCAGCCAAGGACUCCUGCCCACCUGGUCGGCCCCCAGGGGUUUCCUCGUGCCUGCAGCCUGGCAUCUUCCUGUUCUUCCUCCUCAUCCAGACUGCAGGCUUCUUCUGCUAUGUACACUUCAGGUGGAAGCUGGACAAGAACCUUCAGGACUAUUUGUCCAUAGGCAGCCUUCCUCUGAGUCCUGCACCAAAAGUCCCUAGGACCCUGGGGGCUCUGAGGAGGCAGCCCCUCUCCCCCAGCAUACAUGGGUGACCUACCUCAACGCCCUGAAGAAAUGUCCACUUCUCAUCACUAGGAAGUCACUCUAUGUCUGGGAGGUGGAGAGCUUGGCCAGUGUCCUCUGCCUCUGGGUACCCAG